GGACGCUGUCAAACGUCUGUCUAAAUAUUCAGCAAAAUCAGUACAAUAUAUUUUGGCUCGUAUUUUGUUGACGGUACAAAAAAUAAUAACAAAGCAAAUGUUAUUUGAUGUGCUAAUUCACUCUGUAUUACUUAAUUAAUCAGUAUUACUUUUUAUUAUAUUCAAAGUAGACCUCUGAACGUGCUUGUGUUUAUUUCUGCGAUCAGCUGAUCAAAAAAUGAGUUUCCUUUCGUAUUAUGUCGACAAUUAUACAUUGAGUCUCUACAAUAUUAUCGUGGAGUACGUGGACACAGAAUACAGUCUGUGGCUGACGUGGUUCCUGACGCCUGUCAUAGUGACGUUCCUGCUGCCGGCAGUCAUCCUCGUCCUGAUAUACGUCAGCAGCAUCAUAUUCCACAUCUACAGGCUAUAUAGGCGACGGCUAGUGGGCGGCGUUCAUGGAGACUGGCGGGACGCGGCGCGCAUGGCGGUGUGCGCGUUGUGGGACGCGCACGGGUGGUUAUGGCACGGUUACGAGAUCCGAGGCCUAGAGAACAUCCCCGAGGGUCCGUUCCUGAUCAUCUACUACCAUGGCGCGCUGCCCAUAGAUAUGUAUUACUUCAUAGCGCGCAUGCAGUUACUGCGCAGGAGGCAUAUACACACAGUAGCUGAUCGGUUGCUGUUUAAAAUACCUGGUUGGGCAACACUGCUCGAAGGGCUAUGCGUGAUCCCAGGCACGGUGCAGACGUGCGCGUCGGUGCUCAAGGCUGGCAACCCGCUCGCGAUCUCGCCUGGCGGUGUGUACGAGGCUCAGUUCGGAGAUCACUACUACAAGCUGAACUGGAAGGCGAGGAUAGGGUUCGCUAAAGUAGCUCAGGAAGCCAAAGUGCCGAUAGUGCCGAUGUUCACGCAGAACGUGCGCGAGGCGUUCCGCACGGUGGGGUGGCUGCGCGGCGUGUGGCUGCGCGUGUACGGCGCCACGCGGCUGCCGCUGGCGCCGGUGUACGGCGGCUUCCCCGUCAAGCUCGUCACGCACCUCGGCGCGCCGCUGCACCACCGCCCCGACCUCACGCCCGACCAGCUGCAGCGGCAGGUCGCCACCGCCAUCGAAGAAUUAAUCGAACAACAUCAAAGGGUACCCGGAAGCAUUUUACGCGCGCUAACGGAACGCGUGUACGAAAUACCCAAAAGGAAAUCCUUAGCAAAGACCGACGCUCUACCCAACGGCAAAUGUAAAAACGGCGACGUCAAACGGGAACCCAGUGACAGCUGUCAAAGUGACAGUAGUGAGAAACCUAAAGUGUCAUAAAAGUGCCAGUGUUGCUGUGUAAAGGUACCAUUUGGUAGAAUUUUGGACUCAUUUAGGCCUAAGUUCUGUGAUUUGCGCGUUUACGUCAAAAUGUUUUAUUUUAGUGUACGAUAGCAUCCUGACCUCUGGCUAUAGACAAGGCAGAUUUAUAAUCUAUGUUGUAUGCUCUAUAGUUUAAAUAUCGGAGGCUCCAAUCGACCGUAAUGCGUUGAAAUUUUGACGAUUUUCUCGUAGUCAUAUAACUACGUUUUUUAUUACCAAUAUAUAUAGUACUUAUGUGAUGUCAUUUUCUUUGUGUAGGUAGCAAGUGAUAACCUUAGUUUUGUAGGGGUAUAAUGCUCAAAAGUUACUCAUUUUUUUAAAUUUAGAAAUUGAAAUAGUACUGAAGGCUAUAAGCCUUUUCGCCAUGUAAAUAUACUUCCUUAUCUGUGAAAGAAAUUGAAAUCAUAAUUUAUAUUAACGUAAUUUAGUCUAUAAGAAUGUUCUAAAAUUUAUUUUUAUUUCGGUUCAAAUACUACGAAAAACACUAUUAAAAAUACGCCUAAAUUGGAUCGAAUUUAGUUUUAUGUAUUACUUAAUAAAAAUUAAGAUUUUUUUGUAUUAAUUCAAGUGGAAUCCUUUGGAAAUUGAGUAUAGGUUACCAUUUAUUACACCAUUUUAAAAAUAUAUCUAUAUUUGUUAAUAUUACGUAUAUACUGUUAAGAUAGGUUAUUUAGUGAGGAAAUAUUAAUGACGUUUUCCUUUGACAUAGUGUAAUAUAUUUUACAUCAUUAGGUAGUUUUUCAGUAAUAAAAUAAAUAUGUUUAUUGAGAUAUGAUUUUGGCUUAUUUUUAAUGAAUUAAGUAUGUCAGUAAAUGUAACCAUUUUAAUAGUGCUUUAUGAGAUUAGAACUUCUGUUUUUUUUUUUAUUCUAUUUUUUUUUAUUAUGAGCCUUGCUUGGGCUUAUGUAUUGUAAAUUAUGGAGUGGUUAUACCAGUUAUUGAUGGUAACAAGGCGAUAGAUUCGCAUAUGACAGGGCUGGCCCUGCAUUAUAUUCAAUGACGAGUUAUUGUGAUUCACUGUAAAUCUCGGGCUAUUGCGCAUGAGUUCAUCUAUAUUCAAGUAUUUCGGGUAUUUCCGUCUCUUGAUAUGUUUGAUGUACGAUGUUCAAACCUUAUCUUAUGGAUGAUAAUAUUUGGGAUUGGAUCUUUGGUGAAGUUUGGGGUGUUAAAGUUUGGAGGCCGGUCGUAAAAAAUUAAAACUUUUUUAGUUUUUUUUUACCCCACUGCACUUGAUUGUAAGCAGAUUGUGUCGCAAAAUGAUUAUCCCUUGCCAGUCGACACAAUUAUGCCGGCCUUUUUAAACUGAAUAUACACAAGCUAAUACCGCAACGCGAGACACUUGGAUGGUCUCAUCAUGGUUAAGACAUGUGAAGAUCCCAUUGAGUGGGACAAGGGGAAAAAACAUAUCCUCAAAUGCCGCAUCGAGAUUUAUAGUGAAUUACUAUUUUAUGUGUAAAGACUUUCAGGUGUAUAGUAUACUAUAAUAUAAAUACUAUGAUGAAUAUGAAAUGCUUGUUUUUGGAGUAUCAAAAGGCGCAUUUAUAAAUUACCUAGAUGAUAUUCAUUUUGACAUAAAAAUAUAGCAUUUUUAUAUGAUGAAAAAAUAUAAUAUGUAAGGACUAAGAAUGUUCAAAAAAUGCAUUUUUGUAUUCCACUGUAUUUAACACCAUGUAUUUAAUAAGCAUAGCAUGCGGAUAUAGUUUAUAUGUUAAUUACAUUACAGUUCAAAUUAGGUAUUGUAUAAAGUUGAAAAGUGAACAGCUUAAGGGCUUGGUGCUCUUUGUAAUAUAUGAUACGUAUAGUGCUACUGUUUUAUACUAUUACUUGACCAAUAUUGAUGUGGUUCUUUGAAUCGUUGUGAUAAAAGUUUCAAGAUGUUUCUAAUACUAAAGGAUUAGCAAGAACUCGCAGCAAUAUACCGUGCAGAAACCAAA
Molecule: messenger RNA, 3263 nt
Organism: Manduca sexta (tobacco hornworm)
Lineage: Eukaryota; Metazoa; Arthropoda; Insecta; Lepidoptera; Sphingidae
Product: transmembrane protein 68
Exons: 7
Coding region: 218-1288 (356 amino acids)
Cellular component (GO): membrane
Molecular function (GO): acyltransferase activity
Source: RefSeq, a predicted model, not a curated record